Nymphalis io (European peacock) is the source of this 1182-nucleotide messenger RNA. RefSeq lists its product as uncharacterized. Gene Ontology annotation, molecular function: long-chain fatty acid-CoA ligase activity. The transcript is spliced from 9 exons. Lineage: Eukaryota; Metazoa; Arthropoda; Insecta; Lepidoptera; Nymphalidae. Gene Ontology annotation, biological process: long-chain fatty acid metabolic process; fatty-acyl-CoA biosynthetic process. Bases 1 to 1182 code for a protein of 393 amino acids. The record is from RefSeq and is a predicted model, not a curated record.
AUGAAGUCGCAAGUUCCAAACAGUGAUGAUGAAGAUCUUAAUAUCGCAGCUCACUUACACCUCGGCAAACAUAUGUUGCAAAAAGUUAAAUCAUUCGGCGAUCGGAUUAAUGCUGCGACGGACGAACGUAUGACAUUUAACGAGCUCGCCCAACAGUCUGUCGAUAUCGCCCUCUCGCUUGCUCAUAUUGGCGUUAAAAAGGGAGAUAUAGUUGCCAUAUGCAGCUCUAAUAGGAUGGAAUAUAUACCUAUUGCUUUUGGGACCUUAUUAGCUGGCGCUGUACUAGCUAACAUCAAUGAGAACAAAGAAAUCAUUAAAAGCGACACCGACAUUGAGAAGACCAUUGUCUUCGACGAACCUGUGGAGGGGGCGAUACAUUUUAAAGACUUCUUGAGCCAACACGCGAGUGUCGAGGACUUCGAAGCGACUCCUGUGAACGGAUGUGAGGAUUUGGCAAUUAUUUUGUUCACAUCCGGUACAACUGGCAUGCCGAAAGGAGUUAGACAUACUCAUUACAGCUUCCUGUGCUCCGUCCAGGAUCCCUCAAUUAGAAUACCGAGCGCUGAAGUAGGGAGUCGAUACUAUGGUAUGACAGAAUUUGGCUGCAUAUGCAAUGCGAAAUCUUCAAGGUUUGGAUAUCGGCAGGGGAGCGUUGGUGGGGUGCGGAAAAUGUUCGUUGUUAAGAUCGUAGACGUGGAGACAAGAGAGCCUCUGGGGCCGCACCAGCGAGGGGAGAUUUGUUGUAAGUCACCUACACUCCUGCAAGGCUACAUCGGCGGAGAAGUCGAUUAUUUGGACGAAGAAGGCUUCUUUAAGACCGGCGACCUGGGUUACUACGACGAAGACCAAUACGUUUAUGUCGUGGACAGGAUUAAAGAUAUAAUAAAAUACAACUGCUUCGCGGUGUAUCCAUUUGAGCUGGAGGCGGUGCUGCUACAGCAUCCAUCAGUGCACGAAGUAGGAGUAGUGGGCGCUCCACACGGGGAAGCACAAGAACUGCCUACAGCCUUCGUGGUGCUGAAACCUGGUACCCAGGUCACCGAACAGGAGCUCAUAGAUUUCUUUAAUAAGACCGUGGCUCAAAAUGAAAUGCAAAUGGCGGGCGGAGUGCGUUUCAUAAACGAACUGCCGCGAGGCGCUGGACUUAAACUGGACAGAAAGAAGCUCAGAUCAAUGUUGUAA